AUGGCUGUGUAUAUCCAGAAGCAUCCCCUGGAGAUUCCCCCACCAUCUGCAAAGGACUGGCUAAAGGAUGAUGAGGAAGAUUUCUUCCGGCUGGAUCCCAAUCGGGAGCGUGAUGCGUUGCCUCAGCCACUCAGGAUGAUCAGCAAACUGGUGAUGCAGGUCUUCGAAAGUGCAAUGGAAAUCAUUGAGAGAAGGGAGAUGCUCCAAGAAGCACAAAACCUAAAGGUCCAGCCCACAAAAUGCUUUCCUACAGCUGAGUUCCAGGUAACUGGAAGAGCCAAUUGUCUUGCAGUGUCUGGCAGAUACAUCUUUCUUGGUCUGUCUGUGGGUCUGGCUGCCUCCAAUACGUGUGACUACAAGGAUGUCUGUGUUUGGGAUGGAGCCAAGACAGAGAUCUGUGCCAUCCAGACCUCAGAUUUGGGGAACGAGUGCCAUGUCCUGCUUUCUGUGGAUAAAAUGGGGCUUAUCUGGUUCUUCUGCUUUCACCAGGAAAACUUCCUGCUCAUUAAAGUCCUGCUUGAAGUGGUAAGCAGAUACUUGUGUACUUGUGUAGAGGUGGUGCUGUCCCCAGGAGGUGAUUAUGCAGGAGUCCUGCUGCAAGACAGCACAAAAGCUUGGCUGGAGAUCUACCAAUUGCCUAAGGAUUCCUGGCUGAAGUAGAUGGAAAAGAACACAGGAGCUGCAGCAGGGCUGGCUUGCGGCAAGAGGAGGUCAAGCCAGACAUCUGAGGUACCAAACAGUUCCAUCUCCCACUGCAGUAGAUUUAAAAGCCCUUUGGAUGCCUUGAAGGAAGUAGAUGAUGUCAGCAUGCUUGGCUUGGGGUACAACCACCUAAUCAAGGACUCCCAGUGGGAGCUGCAGGAAGCAAUCUUCUGUAGCACUUACUGGGAGUAUCUGGAGGCUGAGGGUGUGAUCAAGGAGGAGAUCUCCAGACGUACUACUUUUCAUUGUCACCUUCCUAGCCAGAUCCUACAGGUGGGACCUGAAAUGACAGUACCGCCAGAUGUUCCAGCUGGCAUUGGUGUGCACUGGGAACCAGUGCGCACCAAUGCCAGCACCUCGGGCCGAGGCUGCAGUUUAGCUGAUGCAUCGCGUUCAUGCUGUCACGAGAUGGCACUGCAGCAGAGCCUAGUGGGGCUGGAGGAGCCUGGGUACUGGAGUCUGCUGCAAGCACAAGUAGCUGCCAGGGACAAGGAGAGAGAGAAAGUGAAGGGACAGAAGAAGCAGUAG
Molecule: messenger RNA, 1230 nt
Organism: Acanthisitta chloris (rifleman)
Lineage: Eukaryota; Metazoa; Chordata; Aves; Passeriformes; Acanthisittidae
Gene: WDR93
Product: WD repeat domain 93
Exons: 9
Source: RefSeq, a predicted model, not a curated record